Messenger RNA from Aspergillus welwitschiae, 866 nucleotides. RefSeq lists its product as uncharacterized. The record is from RefSeq and is a predicted model, not a curated record. Bases 402 to 557 code for a protein of 51 amino acids. The transcript has a single exon. NCBI's taxonomy places the organism in Eukaryota, Fungi, Ascomycota, Eurotiomycetes, Eurotiales, Aspergillaceae.
CAUCGAUCCGUGAUAGGCUGGGACGACGAAUGAAAUCACCUGACCCAACCUGUGCCUUUCUACUUACCAUGUAACUCCUGCGGCCCAUAACGUUCCAAGGUUUUGACUCAGAGAUGCCUCCUCCCACGAGAGUUAGGAAGGAAAAGACGAGGUUUCCUUUCGGUUGUCGUAUCAAUCAUCUCCAGUGAUUUCUGACAAUCCAGGGGUCCUAUAUUAUCUAACCGUAGAGUUGAAGAGCACCGAGACGGUCGCCAACGUUAUCUGGCCUUAUCAGGUGCAGCCGUCAGUCUAACCCUUGUCAGCUGUUCAACCAAAGUGACCCCAUAUCAUUUCGAGAUCGAUGUAACUGACUGUUACUACCCAUCAGACAAGCCGGAACCUACUGGGCUGACUGCCUUUGCAUGUCUGGGCGCCGUCAGAGCGAUGUACUGGACUAUCACAACCGCACUCAAGCUUUGUCUGAUUCAAUGCAACUGCAGGGCCAAUAUAGACUUCUCGUGAAGUGUCGUCUGCCGGCAAGGACAAAGUUUUGGGACCGUUUCAUCUUUUCUUGCUAGUAGAGACGAGUCGAUCGCUCCAACAGGCGGAGGUUAAGAUCAGCCCGUAAGCACGCACUUUUAAAGCUACCUGCCAAAGCGAGGAAGAGAGUUUGACGGGGUGAUCUGGGUCUCUCCAUGCAGAGACCAUAAGCAUUCUGUAGACCUCGCCAAAUCGCGGGUUGGGUUCCGACCCCCAACCCAAAACCCGCCAAGAGAAAUAAAUGACAGUAAUAUAUACGCAAAUCACAUAGAAAUCCUUACAAAAGAUCCAAUAUUUCAAAUGUAUUCAUGUAUAUAUGAGGUUGUGGGUUCUUGGCAGGUUUCCGG